AUGGAAGGAGUCCCCAUUGAGCAGUACCGGGCCUGGCUGGAUGAGGACAGUAACCUGGACCCUCUGCCCUCCCCGGUGGGGCCCCCAGAGUCGGAGCAGGAUGAGGAGAACCGCUGGUUGGAUGCCCUGGAGAGAGGAGAGUUGGAUGUAAAUGGAGACCUGAAACGGGAGAUCGAUGAGACGUUGCUGACCGCUCGUCAGAAAGCCCUCCUACAGAAGCAGCAGGCCCCACCCAUACCUCUGUACCCGCCCCCUGUAUACGCCCGGCCCCCGCCUGAACUGUCCCAGGAGAUGAUAGUGAAGAGGGAGGAGAAGGCCAGGAAAAGACGGCUGCAGGCCGCCAAGAAGGCCGAGGAGAGCAAGAAGCAGACCAUCGAAAGGCUGACCAAAACCUCCAAAUCUCGGGGGUGCCAAACCCAGCCAAGGGAGGCGGGGACGCCAACCGCCCUGCCCUGCCCCACCGUCCGCUACCAGCACAGCGCACACGGCAUCACCCUCUCCUAUCCAGUGGGCGUGCCUUACCCUACCCCCACAGAGCCACGCCCCGCUCUGCCGGCACCACAGCUGUGCGGUGUCCCCGGAUGCACCAACCUAAAACGCUACUCCUGUUCCAAGACUCGGGUCCCACUGUGCAGUCUAGAGUGCUACCGCAAGAACCUGCAGAGUGCUGGGGGGGGGGGGCGGCACUGGACAUCAUGGGACUGA
Messenger RNA from Staurois parvus, 705 nucleotides. Lineage: Eukaryota; Metazoa; Chordata; Amphibia; Anura; Ranidae. The record is from the annotation of a GenBank genome assembly.